AUGGACGGCCAAAAAUUCGUUUCAGAAAAAGAAUUUCGUGAAAUGCAAAACUGCAAUAAAUUUAGCGGUAGCCGAUUUCAAAAGAUCGACGACUUUGACUCAUUUCAUCAAUCCAAUCUUGUUGGUAUGCCGAUUUCAUAUCAAAACGAGCAAACUAAACGAAAUGGGAUGAUACUUUCUAUCAAUGGAAUUAAAGUCAUAGGAAAUGACAUCACCACCAUAUCUGAGUUAAGACAGAAGCUUCAGGACAAGGAUGGUAUUCUGCCGAAUAAACUAAGUAUAGUUUUUGCUGGUCGAAAAUUGGGAACAACACUUUUAGCACACAAUGUUAAAAAUGAAAAUACACUUUUAACAUACAAUAUUAAACAUGAAAAUACACUACAUCUUAUAGUGAGACUUCCUGGUGGUGGUUGCGUAUUCAAUUAUAUGCCUUCUUCUUUAUUGGACCCACAAUUCGAUUACGAUUUUACAAAUAUUGAUGAUGGUGAGAAUCAAUAUACGCGUGGCGGUAUUCCGUAUCGAAGACCAUGUGGAUGGCAACGCUUUGCAAUAAAGGUUACCGGGAAGUAUGGUGAUGAUGAUAAAUGGCUUGGAACUGAUGAAAAUUCCUGGCCGGUGUCAUAUCAUGGUACUGCAAAGCAUAAUGCGAGAAAAAUUUGUGAGGAAGGUUAUUUAUUGAGUAAAGGGAAGCGUUUUCUUUUCGGUCGUGGUAUUUACUCGACGCCUGAUGUGAACAUAGCUAAAGACUAUGCGACGGAAUUUGAGUUUGAGGGAAAGAAAUAUAUUAUGAUAUUUCAGAAUCGAGUGAAUCCAAUGAAUUUAGUGAAAAUUGAAGAACAUAAUUACUGGAUUUCCAAGGAAGACAAAGAUGUCAGACCAUAUGGAAUUUGUAUCAAAAGAAUAUAA
This is a messenger RNA of Ambispora leptoticha, 906 nucleotides long. Lineage: Eukaryota; Fungi; Glomeromycota; Glomeromycetes; Archaeosporales; Ambisporaceae. The record is from the annotation of a GenBank genome assembly.